Molecule: messenger RNA, 2154 nt
Organism: Paecilomyces variotii
Lineage: Eukaryota; Fungi; Ascomycota; Eurotiomycetes; Eurotiales; Thermoascaceae
Product: integral peroxisomal membrane peroxin
Exons: 3
Coding region: 150-1790 (546 amino acids)
Biological process (GO): peroxisome organization
Cellular component (GO): peroxisomal membrane
Source: RefSeq, a predicted model, not a curated record
CGGCAAUCACUUAGUUAUCACCUCCGCAUCGUUGUCUAUCGCUCCCGAGGUCUUCUUUUGCCUCUUCUUCUGAUGCGGGCAUCUGUAUUUUUUGUAGCAAUGGUCCCCUCUUUUCCGUGAUACUGCGCCAUCAUCUCUCAGGUGUCGCGAUGGAAGAACAUUCAGCUGACGCUGUGGUCAACCGGGAUGAACCCAUCCCGGUGCUUGGAGAACCCAAUGACGGCAGUGCAUCGCGACGCAAGAGAGACAGUUGGAUUGGGAGGCUCUCUUUCGACCGCCAGAAAGAGCAUCAGGAGACGCUGGGAUCCCAUGGGCCAACGUCUAUUCAGGACCGUCUCCUCUCCAUGAUCCUGCAGCAAGUCAUUCCAGCAGACACCGAAGAUGACAGUGUUACCGCAGAGGAUGCGAACCCACACGGGAAGGCCAGACGGCCGGAUUUCAGUCUGCCUCUAAUGGCGAACAACUUUCGCCGUUUCAAUGCGAGAAUCGGCAUAGUCUUCGUCUUCCAGAACAGGCUCGAACGUCUAGUUAGUUGGCGCAAACCGACACAUACGCUCUCUUUUCUCUGUCUCUAUUCAUUUGUGUGUUUAGACCCCUAUCUAUUAGCCAUCCUACCCAUAGCCGUUGCACUGCUCUUCAUCAUGGUGCCGGCCUUCUUGGCUCGUCAUCCGCCUCCUCCCUCCAAUUCGACAUCAAGUACGACGCCCUACUAUUCAUACGAAGGGCCCGCUCUUGCUCCAGCAAAGACUAUCAAGCCAGCAAGCGAGACAUCAAAGGACUUCCUCCGCAACAUGCGCGAUCUGCAGAAUUGCAUGGCCGACUUUGCCAAUGGACAUGAUAACGUGGUCUCCUUAGUGGCUCCGGCCACCAACUUCUCGGACGAGAAAUUCUCUUCCACUCUGUUUUUGGUGCUUUAUGUCGUAAUGGCCGUGUUAUUCUUGACGGCGCAUCAUCUACCGUGGCGCUUCAUCUUGCUUAUCGGUGGCAAUGCUGGCAUCAUCGCCAACCACCCUGGCGUGCAGGAAUUUAUCAGGCAAUGUAUGGCAAGUAUAAAGGAAGGUCAGUCCGACGAGGGUCACGACUACAAGCGAUCAGAGAAGUCCGUCAUCUCUAGAGUGCCUUCGUCCCCGUCGGCACUAAUAUCCUCCCUAAACAACAUGGUCGAUAUCUCAUUGGAUUCCUCCCCAGAAGAGCGUGAAGUCGAGAUCUUUGAGCUUCAGUAUCGACCAUUCUCCUUGUAUUCUGCCUCCCCGGAAUGGGAGCAUGUUCUUUUCAGCCCGACACCGUAUGAUCCACUGUCCCCGUCCCGCAUUGCUGGUGACCGUCCCCGGGGGUGUCGUUUCUUUGAGGACGUUCGACCACCGACAGGCUGGGCCUGGAAGAAUAAAAAGUGGGAGUUAGAUCUGGAUUGCCGUGAAUGGGUGGUCGAACGCAUGGUCACUGGCGUUGGAUUCGAAGCGCCCGAUGAGAACUUUGGUAGCGGCGGUAAUGGAGAAGAAGUGGGUGGCUGGGUCUGGGACCUGGCUCCUGUAUCUGACGUGCCGGACACGGAAACUGAUCUCAACUCAACUAUUUACGGUGCCUGCCAAGAGCCGGAUACUACAUCCAAGUCUGGUCGGAAAGUGAAGCAGGAAUCCAAAGACAAGGGAAAAGCUGCUAGCCGCGACUGGGAAGAAGUCGUUUCUCAUGGUGUCGGAGAAUGGAGGCGCAGAAGAUGGGUGCGAAUCGUCCAGAGAGUUGGUAUUCCACCUGUCGAAAAAGACCGGGACACUGAGACGGAUAGAGAUUAAUUUCUCCGUAGUGCCUCGGCCAUCUUCCCUACAGUAUGGUGCGCAGACUGCAUAAAGACGGCUUCUACCUCUAUGAAUUACGAUCCAUAACAUCGAACCACUCUCUGAAUAACCUUCCAAGAGCCAUCUCUUGCAUCUAGUCUAUAGAUAGUAGAAGUAUGACACUCAGCAUGCAGGGAUUUUACCCUAGCUAAUUCGAAAGCAACUAAGUAUGGGGUAACCGCGAUCUUUCUGCGGCCCAAAGGUCUCUUAUCGAACCUUGCAGCCCCUAUGACCGUCUGGCACAUCUUCCCGUCGAAGAGAACAGUAUAUAGUUACUGCACACAUAAAGAGUGAAUUCAUAUACUAUCGUUCAGUUUGUCCC